This is a messenger RNA of Nakaseomyces glabratus, 660 nucleotides long. It is a transcript of the gene FSH2, whose product is annotated as putative serine hydrolase. The record is from RefSeq and is a predicted model, not a curated record. Gene Ontology annotation, molecular function: hydrolase activity. Gene Ontology annotation, cellular component: cytoplasm; nucleus. NCBI's taxonomy places the organism in Eukaryota, Fungi, Ascomycota, Saccharomycetes, Saccharomycetales, Saccharomycetaceae.
AUGGCAAAGAAAGUGCUGAUGUUACAUGGAUUAGCCCAAUCUGGAGAGUAUUUUGCCUCUAAGACGAAAGGUUUUGCAGCGGAACUUGAAAAGCUGGACUAUGAGCUCUACUACCCUACUGCUCCUAACAGCUUCCCGCCAGCUGACUUGCCAAAUGGGCUACUUGAUGAGAUCGACGACAAAGUUUCUUCGCAGAGCGGGGUUAUAGCUUGGCUUCAAAAUAAAGAAACUGGUGAUGGUUACUACAUUCCAGAAACCACUAUCAAUUAUUUACAUAACUACAUCAUCGAAAAUGGUCCCUUUGAUGGUAUAGUAGGGUUUUCUCAAGGUGCUGGUUUGGCAGGAUACUUAGUUACUGAUUUCAAUGGACUACUGAAUCUAACAGAAGAGGAACAACCACCUUUGAAAUUUCUGAUGGCCUUCAGUGGGUUUAGGUUUAGAGGUGAGGAGCACCAAAAACAGUAUAAAAAUCCAAUUUCUAUCAAAACUCUGCAUGUACAUGGUGAAUUGGACACAGUCACAGAACCAGAGAAAGUGCAGGCACUCUAUGACUCUUGUGAUUCAAGUAGUCGCACAUUUUUGACUCACAAGGGUGGUCACUUCAUUCCAAAUUCAAGAGGAUUUUUGAAGAAAGUAGUAGAAUGGUUAAAUGAGCUUUAA